This is a messenger RNA of Symbiodinium necroappetens, 1239 nucleotides long. NCBI's taxonomy places the organism in Eukaryota, Dinophyceae, Suessiales, Symbiodiniaceae. The record is from the annotation of a GenBank genome assembly.
AUGUCCAGAACACUUUCCAAAUCCUUGCCUCUAUCGGGAGUCCUCGCUUCAGGCCCUCCGAGUCCUAAAUCGCCAAGGUCCCCAAAGGACACCAAAGUUUCAUGGCCACAGAGGAAGACCGUGCAGCGCUUGCAAGGAAAUGCGAGGGCGGUGGUUUGCGCAGGCAGACUACACAAGGCUUCUCCGGUAGUCGAUCAUGCAGAAAUUCCCGAUCGAGUGUUGGGAUCUCUAAAGAACUUUGUUCCAGAAGACUUCCUGACGAGUUUCAAAGAUUGGAUCGAACUCCCAGACGGACAUGACGACGAAGGUAGCAUCCUCUCAAGGGAUGCAUCCAUACCAAUGGAGGAUUACAUGUCGCAGCUGCAUAAGCAGAGGUGUGCGACUCCUUGCGCGACAGAUGCGCCUAGAGUCCUUGCAGGCCAGCGACGGAAACAUGAUUGUCUCGGAAACAAGCUGACAAGGCGGCGGCAGGAUUGUCCGCGGCACGAACAAAUGAAGGAACUCCUGCCACAUCUUCCACCGGAACCGCCAAGACUGAGCAGGUCGGUGCGGAAAGCUCGGGCUGAGCUUGCAGCGCAGCACUCCGAGAGAGAGCGCCUCAAGGUGGAAGAGCAGAGGGUCGAGGCCCGGCGACGGCUUUGCCUCUGUCGAUUCCGAGCCAUCGGCUUCGCCGUUCUUCGACGGCUUCGGGACGAGGACGAAGACUUCUUGGAGGCCGUCCGAACAAAUCCGGUGAUGCCCAUGACUCCGUGCACGAGCGAAGAGGGCUUGGAAGAUGCAGCUGGUCCGGGACCGAAGCUCUUCGAACAUCGACUGAAACAGGCCCGGCGGCGAAAAGCUUCGACCCCCGGCCGGAGUGCUCAGCGCGAGGAGCUCGCAACUCGAGGCAAUUUUCGAGCAAAAUUCAUCGAUGACUUGGUCACCUUGGAGCCCCGCAUCGAAACGCAGCCGCUCCUGGCCUUCAUGGAUCAGGGAGAAGCUGCUGCAAUCGUGCAGAAAGGUCGCAAAGCCAGCAAAUCCUCCAGGCAGAAGGACAGCUCCCCCGCAGCUCGAGGUGCCGCUCCCGAAGAGGAGCCCAAGGACGCCCAAAGUGAUGCAAAGGCUUCCCCAGGACCCACCGCGGCCGCGAAGAUCGCAGCCAGACGGGUGAAGCUGCAGCGUAUGCUUGACGUUCUGGAUCCAGGCACUUGCAGAGCUGCGGAUUUCUGUGGAAGCUUGGCGGCACGCGAACAAGUUUGA